AUGGCCGAAGCUGACAUUGCACUGAUUGGACUGGCUGUCAUGGGCCAGAACUUAAUUUUGAACAUGAACGACCACGGCUUUGUGGUCUGUGCUUUUAACAGGACGGUCUCCAAAGUUGAUGAUUUCUUGGCCAACGAGGCAAAGGGAACCAAAGUGGUUGGUGCUCACUCUUUGAAGGAAAUUGUCUCCAAGUUAAAGAAGCCCCGGAGGAUCAUACUUCUCGUGAAGGCUGGUCAAGCUGUUGAUGAUUUCAUUGAAAAACUGGUACCAUUGUUGAGUGCUGGUGACAUCAUCAUUGAUGGGGGAAAUUCUGAAUACAGGGAUACCACAAGACGGUGCCAAGACCUCAAGGCCAAGGGAAUCUUGUUUGUGGGGAGCGGAGUUAGUGGUGGAGAGGAGGGGGCCCGCUAUGGCCCAUCUCUAAUGCCAGGAGGGAAUAAAGAAGCUUGGCCCCACAUCAAGACAAUCUUCCAAGACAUUGCUGCAAAAGUCGGAACUGGAGAACCCUGCUGUGACUGGGUGGGAGAUGAGGGAGCAGGCCACUUCGUGAAGAUGGUGCACAACGGGAUCGAGUAUGGCGACAUGCAGCUCAUCUGUGAGGCUUACCACUUGAUGAAAGAUGUACUGGGCAUGGAGCAUGACGAGAUGGCCAAGGCAUUUGAGGAAUGGAAUAAGACAGAACUAGACUCGUUCCUGAUUGAAAUCACAGCAAAUAUCCUCAGAUUCAAAGAUACUGAUGGCAAACACCUGCUGCCAAAGAUCAAGGACAGUGCUGGGCAGAAGGGCACUGGAAAGUGGACAGCCAUCUCAGCUCUGGAGUACGGUGUUCCUGUCACUCUCAUUGGUGAAGCUGUCUUUGCUCGAUGCUUAUCAUCACUGAAGGAUGAGAGGAUGCAAGCUUCCAAAAAACUAAAGGGUCCCCAAAAGGUCCAGUUUGAAGGAAACAAGAAAUCAUUCCUAGAAGACAUUCGGAAGGCCCUCUAUGCUUCCAAGAUCAUCUCUUAUGCUCAAGGCUUCAUGCUGCUACGACAGGCAGCCACCGAAUUUGGUUGGACCCUCAACUAUGGUGGCAUAGCCAUGAUGUGGAGGGGGGGCUGCAUCAUCAGAAGUGUAUUCUUAGGGAAGAUAAAGGAGGCAUUUGAUCGAAACCCAGAACUUCAGAAUCUUCUGCUAGAUGACUUCUUUAAGUCUGCUGUUGAAAACUGCCAGGACUCCUGGCGGCGGGCCAUCAGUACAGGUGUCCAGAUAGGCAUCCCCAUGCCCUGCUUCACCACCGCACUUUCCUUCUACGAUGGGUACAGACAUGAGCUGCUGCCUGCCAACCUCAUUCAGGCUCAGCGGGAUUACUUCGGGGCUCAUACCUAUGAACUUUUAGCCAAGCCAGGACAGUUCAUCCACACUAAUUGGACGGGCCAUGGUGGCAGCGUGUCAUCCUCUUCCUACAAUGCCUAA
This is a messenger RNA of Chrysochloris asiatica (Cape golden mole), 1452 nucleotides long. It is a transcript of the gene PGD, whose product is annotated as phosphogluconate dehydrogenase. Gene Ontology annotation, molecular function: phosphogluconate dehydrogenase (decarboxylating) activity; NADP binding. Bases 1 to 1452 code for a protein of 483 amino acids. NCBI's taxonomy places the organism in Eukaryota, Metazoa, Chordata, Mammalia, Afrosoricida, Chrysochloridae. The transcript has 13 exons. The record is from RefSeq and is a predicted model, not a curated record. Gene Ontology annotation, cellular component: cytosol. Gene Ontology annotation, biological process: pentose-phosphate shunt, oxidative branch; pentose-phosphate shunt.